This is a messenger RNA of Polistes dominula (European paper wasp), 2102 nucleotides long. RefSeq names its product testis-expressed protein 47. Lineage: Eukaryota; Metazoa; Arthropoda; Insecta; Hymenoptera; Vespidae. Gene Ontology annotation, molecular function: blue light photoreceptor activity; FAD binding. The record is from RefSeq and is a predicted model, not a curated record.
GGUGGAAGAAAAUUUAAAGACUGUUAAUUAUAGUACAUAUAUAACAAGAUUUUUAUAUUUUGGAGAAUAUUUUCACAGUAGUUCGGAUGAAUUACAAGAGAUAAUGGGGAAGAUUAUACAUGCACUGAACGGAAAUUCAAAUGAAAAUCUCAUAACCGGUUUGUUGCUUAUUUAUCCAAGAUUUUAUAUGCAUCUGUUAGAGGCGCCCGAAGACAUCAUUUACAUGCAUUUCAAGGAUAUUUAUGAGAAUAAGAACAAAGAUGGAAAAUUUGGAAAAGCUAUUGUUUUACUUGUGUAUCACCACGUUUAUCACGCGCAUGAGAUUGCUGGAUCUUUAUUUCAUUUAAAUGAAGAAAUACCUGAAUAUCUUCCGGAGAUGACCGUAUUGGAAUAUUUCUUAAAUUUAAAAUCAAACAUAUUGACCACUGUUGAGGAUUAUAUGCGAAUUUACAGAGACGUACCGUUUAUAGAAUUUUACGGAGAUACAAUUUGGCCACCUCCUUCGUAUAAUUUACCACGUUAUGACGCGUUGGAGAAGUGCGUCGAUCGAUUGACUGACGAAGAUGAUCUAACAAGGAAGAAAAUAUAAACUUUAUUGAUAAUUUUAAGAUUAAAACGAAAAUUAUUUCAUUUGACGAGAUCAUCGAACAUUUGUUUUAUUUCUCUUGUUUAUACUGAUUUUUAUUACGACAAAAAUCGUAAUUAGAAUUUUUGUUCUAAUCUUAUCAGAUGUGUGUGUGCGUGUGUGUUUGUUUGUUUGUGUGUGUAAACAACAUUCAUGAAUUAAAAAUAAAAUUUGUAUUUUUUGUAAUCAUCGUAUAGUGAACGUCAUUAAUCUCGAACAUGCAGACGAACAAAAUUCGUCCAUAUUUGUUCUUUUUUUUUUUUUUUAUAAUUGGUGCGUAUCUCUGUUUCUUUUUCUCUAAUAAUUUCAUGUAAAAUUUUUCUUACAAGGAUAAAUUACGCAUUUUCCAAUUUAGCAAUCACUAACGUACAUAUGUUAAUAGUACAUAGGAUUAUGUACCAACAUCAAUUCCAUCAAUGGCAAUAAUAAUUAACAAUUCUUUUAGUAAACAUUAUAGUCAGAUUUCUCAGAGAUAUAACUUAAUGUCUAGCGAUCGAAAGAACACAUUCAUGUAGAAGUUUAGAGAAACGUUCAGCUUCGACAUUAUUUUUAUUAUUGAACGACACGCGAAAACAUCACUUUCUCUCUCUCAUGUUCUAUUUUCUUAAAAGACCAAAUAACUUUUCCUUAAGUAGAUACUCCAAUCUCUUUCUCAUGUUUUUAUUUCUUUUCUUGUAUGUUUUUCUUCUUUAGAAAUGUUUGAAGUAUCCCCCCCCCUUCCCCCAUCACAAGUAUUAAUGUAUGUUUCUCGGGGUUUUAAUCGUAAAAGUGGACAUUUACAACAUGAAGCAAAAUAUCGUCCACUUUCGAUCAACAACAACCGACGAUGCGCUCAUUUCUUUACCUUGAAUCUUUUGAAAUCGUGAAAAUUGUUGUAAUUUAUUAAUCUCUUCUUUUUCUACAAUUAGAACAUUGGCGCCAUGGGGCAUCGUAAUUGUAUCACCGUUGGCGCCGAUAACAAAAAUCGAUAAUCGACAAAAGCUAUACACUCGCGCACAGUUUUGCUCUUUUUUUUCUUUUUUUUUCUUUUUAUACAAAUUUGCAAUCUACAGGAAGGAACCACGGCUGAAACACGGUUGUAUUGUAAUAAAACGCGAUUUUAUUAAACGCGCUAGUGCCCCCCCUUUAUUUUUUCCUUUGCUUUUUUUUUGUUUCUUAAACACAGGAAAGUUAUUCGCAAGGGUUUAUAUGGGCAUUUAUUCUUAUAACGAUUAACGAUACGUUCAGGUAUAGUACAAGGGAGAGGCAACGGGAAAUGACCUCCGAUGAUACAUUAGAUUUCCAACAAGAUUUUCUUAAGCUUCGAAACAGGCAGUAAUUUGUAGGACUAUCGCAAUUACGUACCAUGAGUGAGACAGACUUAACUUAAGACUUAAAGGGUUAUACCAACUUGCUGUUUUAAGGGUAAACUAACAUGAAAAAAAAUUUUUUUUUUUUUAAUAUUACAAUUAAACGUAAUAUGUAAUCAAUAAAUAAA